This is a messenger RNA of Austrofundulus limnaeus, 2016 nucleotides long. RefSeq lists its product as uncharacterized. The record is from RefSeq and is a predicted model, not a curated record. Lineage: Eukaryota; Metazoa; Chordata; Actinopteri; Cyprinodontiformes; Rivulidae.
CUAAACAUAUGGCAUGGAAAAACAAACAAUACGCCAAAAAGUAGGUUAAUUUAAAGGGAGGAAUGCUCAUCAUUCAUGGCUUUUAAUACCAGAGUUUUUAAAACAUGCAAACAAACUGGAACAAAACUGUCUCAGCUGAUAAAUAACUUAAACGAGAGGCAAACUUACCACCAGGGGUGGACUGGCCAUUGGGCUGGUGCAUCACUGGGCUGGUGCAAGCAGCCGAGGAAAAUAAUUAAAUAAAGUUGUGYAGUUGGAAGAAGAAGAAAAAAGAGCAAAAAUGGAGAACAAACAUAAGGGAGGAGCACAAACGUUGAGAGAAAAGAAAAGGCACACUCUACAAGUAAAUGCAGCCAAGUGUCCGAAACUGACAAAUUUAUUUUCUGCUGRUUYAUCAUCCUCAUCCUCAGUGGAACCUACAGCUUGGCCGGGAGGAGGAUGUUAGUCAGGUAGGUGGCUGUAUUAUUUUAUAGUUUGCUAACUUUUAAAGAGGCAAUAUUACGUGUUUCUCAGGCAUACAUUUAAAUACUAUACCAUAAUAAAGUAUCUAUGUCACCUUCUGUCCAAGAUGGGCAAAUAUAGCAUAGUCUAUGACAGAAAAACACUGCUAGAUAUUGGUAAGUGCUGUAUAAAUGUAUCUUUCAGCCUACCAGUUGCCGACUUCACGCUGGAUAUUCUCCGACUCAGAACAACGCAAGCUAAUGCGGAGCCGUAUCCGACCGGAAGACGCGGACGACGGGCAUGCRAACGUAAACAGAAGCGGGGUAAGCGAGCAGGUGUCUGAGGGCGGCUAGCGAAGCUAGCUAGGAUACCACUCCCCACGCUGCUGCUCGCUAAUGUCCGAUCGCUGGAUAAUAAAAUGGACGAACUAAGACUCAGGCUCAUUUCAGAUCGCCAAACAAGGAACUGCUGUGUUUUCAUUUUCACAGAAUCUUGGCUCCAUAACUGCAUACUGGACUCUGCUAUCAGGCUACAGGGGCUAACAGCGCACCGCCAUCACUCAAAACAAAGGGUGGAGGACUGUGUGUGUUUGUAAACGAUCGGUGGUGCACCAACUCAGCUGUUGUCGAGCGAUUCUGCUCCCCUGACUUGGAGUACAUGGUGGUGAGAUGCCGGCCCUUCUACCUCCCCCGGGAAUUCACCAUAAUCCAAAUAUGGGCUGUCUAUACUCCUCCACAUAGUGACGCUAAGCUGGCGCUAGCUACGCUAGCUAAUGCUAUUAUCCAACAACAGUCUCAUCACCCAGAGGCUGCGCUCAUUGUUGCAGUACUGACCUCAGAACAGUCUGCUCCAGGCUUCACCAGCACGUAUCAUACCCAACACGAAGAGAAAACACACUAGAUCACGUCUACACCAACAUCCAGAAGGUGUACAGCACCACCCCUCUGCCUCCAUUUGGUAAGAGUGACCACAUUUCACUCCUCAUGAAACACACAUAUGAACAGCUGCUACAGCGGGUUAAAGCGAGUGUGAGGACUGUACGUGUGUGGCCAGAAAGGGCUGAAUCAGCUCUGCAGGACUGCUUUGAGUGUACUGACUGGGAUGUGUUUAAAACAGCAGCCACCAGUGACCUGCUUGUUGAUGUAAAUGAACAUGCAUCAUCUGUCACUGGGUUCAUCAAGAAGUGUGUGGAUGAUGUGACUGAAAUAAAGCAAAUUCGCACACUCCCAAACCAAAAGCCGUGGAUGAACAGCGAAGUUCGUAGCCUGCUGAAGGCUCGAGAUGCUGCCUUUAGAUCUGGCAACAGUGAAGAACUUAAAGUUGCCAGACACAAUCUGAAGGUUGGCAUUAGAGCUGCUAAACACACCUACAGCACACAAACUGCAGCCUACUUCAACUCCAGCUCAGACCCCAGACGUAUGUGGCAAGGAAUCCAAACUGUCACUGACUAUAAAAGUAAAGCCAACAGCACCACAUGCACAGACUCCUCCCUCGCUGCUGAGCUGAACACCUUCUAUGCUCGCUUUGAGGACACUGCUCAGGCACAGCUGACCACCACUGYUCUGCCCUCCUCCA